AAAGAUUUGAUUUAUUGAUCAAGGUUCUACCAACCUUGUCCUAUAAAUAUUCAGCACACCACAACCAUUCAACACUCUACCAACCUUCAAAUCUCUCAAUCGCUCUCUUAAUCAUUCGCUAAUCACUUUUGAAGCUUUCACACCAUUAUUUCUCUCUUUCGACAUUUCCCUCUCUUAAUAUUUUAUUGGUUGAUUGUUUUUUGUCAUACAAAAACAAUUUUCUUUUUUCCAGACAAUGUUCUUGUCACACAAAGAAUGCAAUCGAGUUGAGUUGCAAUCUUUUCUUAACAACAAAACGAUCGUCGAGAAAAGUUUCUAUUUCUGGAUUUUCCAAAUAUUAACAGUUAUAGCUUCGUGACUUCAAUUAAUAUCGCUUUCUAUUUUUUAAUAACACACGUGGAUCAAGAUAUUUAGCUGUUUCUUCUGUAGCAAGUCACUUAGUCUGAGAGUCAUCUGCAAAUGGGAAGUUCAUGUUUACCUCCAGGAUUCCGGUUUCAUCCUACAGAUGAAGAACUCAUCGACUAUUACUUGAAAAGAAAAGUCGAAGGUCUCGAGAUCGAGCUUGAAGUCAUUCCUGUAAUCGAAUUAUAUAAAUUCGAUCCUUGGGAGUUACCAGACAAGUCUUUUCUUCCAAACCGGGACAUGGAGUGGUUCUUCUUCUGUUCAAGGGACAAAAAAUAUCCUAAUGGUUUACGUACAAACCGAGGAACAAAGGCCGGUUAUUGGAAGGCAACCGGAAAAGACCGGAAAAUUACUUGUCGUUCAUCUUCUACAAUUGGCUACAGAAAAACCCUAGUUUUCUAUAAAGGUCGUGCUCCAUUAGGCGAUAGAACUAGUUGGCUCAUGCAUGAAUAUCGACUAUGCGAUGAUGAGAAUUCAUCACAAGGAUCACAAAGUUUCAAGGGAGCUUAUGUGUUGUGUCGUGUGGCUAAGAAGAAUGAGAUCAAGACUAAUUCAAGAAUGAAAAAUCUAAGUGAGCAAACACUUGGAUCAGGAGAAAGUUCGGGUUAUUCGAGUCGAGUGACUUCACCUAGUCGCGAUGAAGCGAUGCCGUUUCACUCAUUUGUCAAUCCGGUUUCUACCGAAACCGACUCAUCAAACAUUUGGAUUUCACCUGAUUUCAUUCUCGAUUCCUCAAAAGACUAUCCUCAAAUCCAAGAUGUUGCAUCUGAGUACUUUCAAGAGUUUGAUUUUCCGGUCAUCGGUGAUCAAUACGUGGAUUAUCCAGCGAGUACCUUGUAUACGAACGUAGAUCAGAACAUGGACGAAUCUAUGCAAACCGGUUAUUGUGGAUACGAUCAAACCGGUUUAUUCGGUUACUCAGACUUCUCCUAGAGGGAGUAUCGUUGAGGGGUCUCUCUUUAAGACAAAAACGCCUUUUAUUGUUCGAGUCUGGUCUAUGGAUGGUUUAGUUAUGAGAGUUAUUUUGGUUUUCUUCUAUCGUUUUAUUACUCUUUUAUUAGUAUGGAUAUAUAGUAUAUAUUUAUCGUGACGUACUUAAAGCUUUUUUUUAAUGGAUUCUUUGAACUUUUAUAAUUUCAAUAGGACUAUGUAUUUUCAAUUCGAAUUAGUUAUUUGCAACAAUCGCUCAUUUCUACUCUAAUGAUUAAUUGGAC
Thlaspi arvense is the source of this 1616-nucleotide messenger RNA. The record is from the annotation of a GenBank genome assembly. NCBI's taxonomy places the organism in Eukaryota, Viridiplantae, Streptophyta, Magnoliopsida, Brassicales, Brassicaceae.